Molecule: messenger RNA, 5213 nt
Organism: Pelodiscus sinensis (Chinese soft-shelled turtle)
Lineage: Eukaryota; Metazoa; Chordata; Testudines; Trionychidae
Source: RefSeq, a predicted model, not a curated record
AGGGGAAGUGUGCUGCUGGGUACUUCUGCCAGGCCGGGAGCUCUGAGUCUACUCCCCAAGGCGAUGAUGUACCCUGGAGCUCCCUGACAGAAUGCCGCUCGGGGCAGAUGCAUGCGGGUCUCUGCCCAGCAGGUUUCUACUGCCACGAAGGCUCAGAGGUGCCCACGCCAUGCCCCCCCAACACCAUUGGAGCCAUCCCGGGGGCGAAGCGGAGAGAGGACUGCCUACCCUGUCCACCGGGCCACUGGUGCAAAGCAGGGGACCCAGUGACCUAUCCGUGUCCCCCUGGACACUACUGUGGUGGGGUGAAUCGCACUGAGCCCGUCACAGUCCUGGCACCUCAGCAAUGCCCUGAGCACACUUACCGCACAGCACCAGGGGCACGGAGCCUGGCGGAUUGCCAGCCUUGCCCCCCAGGUUACCUCUGCCAAACACCAGGCCUCACCAGUUUUGAGGACUAUCUUUGCCCCCCUGGGUACUGGUGCCCAGGUAAAGGGGACAGGGUUUUUUGCCCUCCUGGAACCUUCAGGACCCAUCCUGGUGCAGCAUCUUUGGAAGAAUGUGACCUCUGCUCUCCUGGAUAUUAUUGCCCGGACCCAGCAGAGACGGGGCUGCCCAAUAUCCAAGGAACUCUUUGCCCAUCUGGCUAUGAGUGCCCACCAGGUUCAGUGAAUCCAGUCAUAUGCAGACAUGGCUCCUAUUGUGGGCUCCGCACAGCGGUCCCUUCCAUGUGUCCUGGGGGAUAUUAUUGUCCAGAAGGGUCGUCCACAUACAACACUCCUGAGCAGCGAUGUGUGUUCCCCUAUUACUGCCCUCCAGGCAGCGCCCAUCCACUGCUUUGUAAGGGAGGAUACACAGCCCUGAAUGUGACCGGCUCAAGGGACUCCUUUGAAAAAUGCUGCAGGGUUUGUGAUCCAGGCACCUACCGGAGUGAUUCCCUGAUCGGUUCCACCUGCCAGCCCUGCCCAUCAGGCUUCAGCUGCCCACAAGGCACAGCAAGUUAUCUCCAGCAGCCCUGCCCCAGGGGGUAUUACUGCCCUGCCAUGGCUCCUGCACCAGUGCCCUGCCCCCCUGGGACCCAUGGGAACAGCAGUCUGGCAAAGCAGCCUGAAGAAUGUCAUGCCUGCCCUGCUGGAUCCUUCAACCACCUCUCUGCUCAGACAGGGUGUUUCCCUUGUGGGAGCUCUUCCUCCUCACAGCCAGGGGCUCGGAGCUGUAGCUGCCAUGGGCUGAACCGGGCUUUUCAGGAGUCAGAUGGCUCUUGUAUCUGUCAAGCAGGAUACAUCUACUAUGAUGAGAGAGGCAAGACAAAUUCUGACACCAACAGUGAUCAAGACUGCCAGCCUCAGGUAGAGGAGCGCUGUGCUCCUGGGGAAGUCCGUCUGGCAUCCACACGCAAAUGCAUUGCCCCCGAACUACAUGACUGCUCUCCCUUCUGCGGUGCGCCGAGUGGAGAGCUCAGUGCAGAGCUGGGCAUGUGUCGCUGUGAGCAGUACGUCUCUGCCGAAGAGCUGUGCGAUCGAGAGUGCUUGCAGAAUGCCCCACAGAUCUCUCUGAGCCUGGGCACUGAUUCAGAGCUUUUCCUGAAGACUGAAGCAGGAGAGCACAGAAAGGUGACAAAUGUUCUGGGCCCAGAUGAAAAUGUGCAGAAGAGCCAGCAAGUGCAUUUGGUUCUGUUUGAUCCCACGGGGGUAUUUGGUUUCAUUAUUUCCAGUGCAGCCGUACUGGAUGCAUUCCUCACAGGCACUUUCCCAGUGAAGUUCCCUCUCCUGUCCUCUUUUUCACCACGCCCAGCCCUGGAAAAUGUUGGGUUGGAUCUGCCAUUGCAGAGAGGACGGCGUAGCGAGCAGACUGCCUCCUCCAAGGACACUCGCCCUUUACUCCACAUCCCCAACCCUAUCUUGUGUUUGAGUGUGGGAGAUGCCAUCCUUUUCCAGCUCACCAUCCAUCCCCAGGAUCGUGCUUCCAGCCACUACCCUGUCUAUCAGAAGCAGCACCUGUUCAACAGCAAUCCUAGCUGGGAUUUUGGCCCUUUCCGAAGACUGGACUAUCUCAUUCGGGAGACUCACCUCAAUAUCUCCAGGUUUGCCCAUGUUUUCCUAGCUCCUGGGAGAUACGUUUUCAGGGAUAACAUCAUCCAGGAGCAUAUCUUGAUUGUGGCUGUGAAUGAGGAGAACAUGGGCUGUGACCCUGUCAGUGCUUCCUUCCAGCCCUCUUCUCCAUACCAACUGGCCAGGCAUGGGAUUCUGAAACAUCGGGCACUACAUUUAGCCCCUGACUGGGCAACUAUCACAGCAGUCCUCUUUGUCCUGGGCUUCCUGACAGUUUUGCUGUUGAGCCUGGCUAUCAUGCUGAGGCCCCCCAUUUCCAGCCCAAGCCCCAUGAAAAAUUGGAAACCACGGUGGAGGAGCCUGGGUGAGCCACACAUCCCACCUGAAUACAUCCUCAUUAAAGACAGCCUUCAGUUCUAUGAAGCCCUUGGUCCUCAUGGUUCAGGAGGAGGAAAUGAUGGCGGAGAGAAAGGAGUUGUCCAUGGUCCAGGUGAGCAGGCUGCACUGAGGGAUCUGGAAGACUUCAGUGUCCGCACCUUGUAUGAUAAACUGGAGGACCAAAAUCUUCAUCUGGCUUCUCAAAUGGCAAAACACAGGACGGAUGCCUUGGCCUUUUACAGGGGGAUCAGCCAGAGGAUACAGGGUCUGAUGGACUUGGUGCAAACUCUGGACUCUGAAGGGCUGAAAGACCUCACCAGGCAAAGCAUCUCUGUGGAUAGAGCCCAGGGCAGCACCCAGGUCGCCAUGGACACUGGGCAAAAUGACACAUUGACCAGCCAAGAUUUUCAAGCAAUGUUCUACACAGGUGCUGAGUGGCGGGAGGCAACAGAGUUAAUGAAAGCUCUGAAAAUCCUGAUUGGCAAAGUCCAUUGUGGGAAGAUGAUGGUGAAGCAAGAGCCACUACAGCUUGUUCAGGGACAGGAUGGGACAGCAGAAUCCAGCCGAACCCAUCAAAGGAAAGCAGGAGCAGAGCAAGGGCAGGAUCCCGGCAUGCUCCAGCAGCAUGAACACUCCAAUAAGAAAGGCACUUUUGUCACCUGUGAAGAACAAGAGCUAUGUCCACAGCCUGGGAGGGCCACGCUGGCCUGUCUGACUGAGCUUGAGGUGGAGAGUCUGCUGGCGACUUCCCCCCUCGCCAAGACUCUGCGUGAGAUCAGGCAGGCUUUGGAGAAGCAGCAACAACAUCCUAUUGCUUCUGCUUCAGAGGCACAUCGGAGUGACAGUUCUCCAGGGUCCACCGGGAAUACAUUGGUCACAAUGGAUUUAGCCAGCCUGUCCCCUCGCCAGUUUGUGGUUUACCGCUUCGGCUGCACUGUGGUUCGCCUGCUAAGCAGGGCCUGCUCCCACCCAGGCGUAGUACUCAUGUUGGCUCAGACAGUCCCAGACCAAAGCUCAGAAAGGGUCCAAGAAGUUCUCCAAUGCCCUAGAGAUUCUUACUAUGAUGCCACCAACAGGUUCCUGUAUAUAUGUUCAGCCUGCCUGGAGAAUGCCGGUGAAUUUAUAGCCAUCCUUCUGAAUGCCAUGGCAUGGAUCAAAGCAGGUUCUACAGCAGCUGCCACUGCUCGUUCUUGCUUUCAGAUGGAACUCAACAGAGGCAUCACAGCUCUAGCUAAUGCCUUUUUCCAGUGUUCCUGGGGAGCAGUAGAGAAGGAUCCUGCAGAAGACAAAUCACCCACUUGCUCUGACUGCCAGACAAUAUUCAAAGAACUUCUGAGCAUCCGAAUGUCACCAGAUCCCCAAUUCCUUGAGAAAUCCCAAAAUGACAGGUUGCAACAUUACCGAUGUUUUCAGCUUCAGGCGGAGAUUCAGGCUAUGAUGGAAAGCUCAAACAGAAAAGAAAUAAUGAAAUGGCAUGGCGAGGGGGAUAAUAAAAAUGCUGAUUCCUCUGGCAUUCAGGCUGCAAAGCUGGAGGAGACGCUGGAUGGGCUGAAUGAGGAGUUCUUCCAGCUUACAGUGCAGGCGUUGGCAAGCCAGGAGGAGGAGGAACUACUGGACCAGAAGCUCAAAAUCCGGGAGGAAUCAUUUGCGACACGGGGCAUGAUUCAUGAAGAAGAGGCACAACACUUCGCAGAGCAGCUGGAAUUCUGGGCCACAAAGAAAGACCAGGCCCAGUUGCUGGAAAUUAAGAGGAGCUGUAUUGCUCAGAGAAUUCAAGACAUAGAAUCUGAACUUUUUCACCUUCUGCAAACCACAACAGCCAUCAGUUCAUCUCCUGGAGUCCAGCAAUCCUACUGUACUAGCUAAAAGCAUCCGGCUGAUGACAUUCCAUCAUUGCUGGGGCUAACAGCCCUGUGCGCACAUAAAUCCUAAUUUCCAUGAGGAAUUCACACAUUGCAAACAUAGUACAUAUAUAGAGACACUUAGCCAUCAGCACAUGCAUGAUGUGGCUUCUGGGGGCACAGAUGGCAGAAAUACAUGCACAGAAACAAAGACACUGAUGGAUAUAAUUUGAGAGAAAUACAUAUGUUCAUGAAGAGAUGUACAUGUACAAAGAGAUUUUCAUAUGCACAUUGAUAGAUACACACUGUGAUUCCUAUAUAUGCAUUCAUUCCAGCUGUGAAGACAUAGACUUAAAUGUAUUCCUACUUGCUGUUAGUCAUCCCUAAUUCUGCAGGCUUGAAAAUAACAUAAUGUUCUUAACAUGGUUCACUGAUUCUGAAUAUACCACUCUCAAUUGGAGACACAAAAACAGAAUAGGAAAUUAGACUCUUCACAUACGUUGUAGGUAAUCCAUCAGCAAAAUAAAUAAUGCGUAUCUCAUGCAGGUUGCACCAUUAAGGUUAUUUGUUUUCCUGGAGAAAAAAAAGGGUAUUUUGGUCCUGCAUGGUCUGACUUUAAUAGCUUGUGAACAUGAACUCAAGCAGCAAUGUCAGUUCCAAGAAGGGUGGAUCAGGAAAUACCAAAGAUGUCUGUAACAAUAAUGGAUUGUUGCCCCUCAUGCUGAAUUUCAUAGAUCUGUUACCAAAUUGCUAAUUAAUAAUAAAGCUUGGCCCUUUUCAUCCAUGAAUCUCAAAGCAAUUUACAUUGGCAUGGUGAAUUACAAAUUUAGAAAGAAAGAAUGUUCUAGAAGGUAAAAAUGCAAGUGUGUGUGUAAAGGGGAAUGGUUGCUGUGAUUUACGGAGUGAUUUUAAAUUAACAUAUUUGAAAACCUUCAGAUUUAAA